Phragmites australis (common reed) is the source of this 1277-nucleotide messenger RNA. RefSeq lists its product as uncharacterized. NCBI's taxonomy places the organism in Eukaryota, Viridiplantae, Streptophyta, Magnoliopsida, Poales, Poaceae. Gene Ontology annotation, molecular function: RNA binding. The transcript is spliced from 9 exons. Bases 148 to 954 code for a protein of 268 amino acids. The record is from RefSeq and is a predicted model, not a curated record.
GCCAGCGCGCCACGCGGCCCGGCCCACGACGACGCAACCACCUGAAGAGCGGAAUUCCUCUCCUCUCCUCUCCAUUCUCUCCCCGCGCAGAGCCAGCCAGGGAAGGAGCAGGAGCAGGAGCAGCGACCAGGGCGGAGCACGCGAGGCAUGGAUAGAUACCAAAGGGUAGAGAAACCUCGUAAUGAGACACCAAUUAGCCAGAAUGAGAUCAGGAUCACUACACAGGGGAGGAUGAGGAACUAUAUCAGCUAUGGGAUGUCGUUGCUUGAGGAAAAUGGCCAUGAUGAGAUUAGUAUCAAGGCAAUGGGACGGGCCAUAAAUAAGACAGUUAUGGUUGUCGAAUUGAUCAAGAGAAGGGUUGGUGGUCUUCAUCAGAAUACAUCUACUGAAUCUGUUGAUAUCACUGACACAUGGGAACCUUUGGAAGAAGGCCUUCUCCCCCUAGAGACGACUCGCCAUGUAUCAAUGAUCACCGUAACAUUGUCCAAGAAAGAGCUGGAUACAUCAUCUCCCGGGUACCAGCCACCUAUCCCAGCUGAAGAGGUGAAACCUGCUUUUGACUAUGAUCAUGAAGAAUCCUAUCCCACUGGUCGUGGAAGGGGUCGUGGUGGUGGGAGAAGAGGCAGGGGAAGAGCUAUGAGCAAUGGCCCCCCUCCCCCCGCUUAUGAUUACAAUGAAGAGUGGGAGGAGGAAAGAGAUUACUACAGUAGAGGGCGUGGGAGAGGGAGAUCACGAGGGAGGGGAGGUAGAGGACGUGGCUACUACGGAGGUAGAGGACGUGGCUACAGCUACAAUUAUGGUUAUGGCGGCAGAGGCGGUUACUAUGAAGAGCAAGAUGAAUACUAUGAUGGUGAGCCCGAAGAAUAUGCUCCCCUAGGCCGUGGGCGUGGCAGGGGAAGAAUGGCACCUUUCCGCGGGCGAGUCCGUGGCCGCGGCCGGGGAGGUUAUUAUUAGACAAAAACAGUACAUGCCAAGCUAGCACACCGGUGACAGCCGGCACUGGUGUGCUUAAUUAUCUGGUAGCGUUUGCUCCCUAUGCUCCUCUAUGGUGUUCCCUAUGCCCUUCAGAUGUUACUUUUGGUGCUGUGCGACUUGUCGGGCAAAUUUUGUGGCUCAUUCGUGGUUUUGUAGCUAGGCUAGCCAGUUAAGUUUACCUUGCACUCAGUAGUUCAGUAGUGUAGUGUUUCUCUAUCGACAUGCGAAAAUGUUGCGUCUCCUGUUGAUCUGUCGCCGUAUUUGGUAUGUAUGCUGACUGCUGAAUGCAUCAGUUUCUUCAA